AUGUCCACGCCCACGAUUAUUGCAACGGAAAAUUUAGCUGAAGAAAUGGAAAGCUGGGGUCUUCACCAUGCAACAUACUGGAGUAGUGAUCUAAACUCAUGGGGAAGUGUGAGCGACUGGGACGUUUAUUUUAUCGACAAGACUCCUGGGUGUACUAAAGACGAAGCACAUCGGUCCCUGAGUCUUGAACUUAAUAUCCUUCUUAAGAAACUAUCAGACAGAAGUCGAUAUUAUUCCAAGGCAAGCGCCUUGAAAAAGGCUUUGGAGAACUCUGAUAACGAUUCCGCAAAUAUUUUAUUAUGGAAAAAGCAUCUCAAAGAAUUAGAAUCGAUAGCUAUUUCGGAUCGGGUACAUAGAGUAUGUAUUGUUUUUGAUCUUACCAAGCAAGAAAUUGGGCGAGCCGAAGAGCAGAUAUCAGAGAAAUCAAAAAAACAUAAAGCUAGCACGAAAGAAUGUGAGAUAUCAUCUAGUUCUUCCAGAAGUAAAUCUUUCAAUGUUGAUAGCAAGUCAAAAAGAAAUAAAGAUGAUGAAAAGGCAAAGAGAAAAUAG
Molecule: messenger RNA, 549 nt
Organism: Dentiscutata erythropus
Lineage: Eukaryota; Fungi; Glomeromycota; Glomeromycetes; Diversisporales; Gigasporaceae
Source: the annotation of a GenBank genome assembly